GCAGGUGGCGGUAAUGAGACAACGAGCCGCUUUACGAACAGCCAACAAAGCGCCGAUUAAAACCAAGUCAUCAAACUGCGACACAGACGCACUGCAGUGCAGCCGUACUUAAGCCGUGACUUUAAUGCAUUAUGAGUUUGUUUGGAGCGGCCUCCACCUUUGGAACGGGAGGAACUGGUGUUUUUGGAAGCACAACAACUGACAGCCAUAAUCCCAUGAAGGAUGUCGAAGUGACCUCACCUCCAGAUGACAGCAUCAGCUGCCUGGCGUUCAGUCCUCCCACCAUGCCAGGCAACUUUCUUAUUGCGGGAUCCUGGGCUAAUGAUGUCCGGUGUUGGGAGGUGCAGGACAACGGACAGACCGUCCCCAAAGCCCAGCAGAUGCACACAGGUCCGGUGCUGGAUGUCUGCUGGAGCGAUGAUGGGAGUAAAGUGUUCACUGCUUCGUGUGACAAGACGGCUAAGAUGUGGGAUCUUAACAGCAAUCAGGCGAUGCAGAUUGCACAGCAUGAUGGUCCGAUUAAAGCCAUCCACUGGAUAAAAGCUCCAAACUACAGCUGUAUCAUGACGGGGAGUUGGGAUAAAACACUGAAGUUUUGGGACACUCGCUCUCCCAAUCCCAUGAUGUCCCUGCAGAUGCCUGAGAGAUGCUACUGUGCUGAUGUUGUGUACCCCAUGGCAGUGGUAGCCACAGCUGAAAGAGGCCUUAUAGUGUACCAGUUAGAGAAUCAGCCUUCUGAGUUUCGCAGAAUAGACUCUCCUCUCAAACAUCAGCACCGCUGCGUUGCCAUAUUUAAGGACAAGCAAAACAAACCAACGGGUUUUGCACUGGGAAGCAUCGAGGGCAGAGUGGCCAUCCACUACAUCAACCCGCCAAACCCAGCCAAAGAUAACUUCACCUUCAAGUGCCACAGGUCCAAUGGAACCAACACAACCACUCCACAGGACAUCUAUGCUGUCAACGCCAUCUCCUUCCAUCCUGUCCACGGUACCUUGGCUACCGUGGGCUCAGACGGGCGCUUCAGCUUCUGGGACAAAGACGCCCGCACCAAGCUGAAGACCUCCGAGCAGCUUGACCAGCCCAUCACAGCUUGCUGCUUCAACCACAACGGCAACAUCUUCGCAUACGCCUCGAGCUACGACUGGUCAAAGGGCCACGAGUACUACAACCCCCAGAAAAAGAACUACAUCUUCCUGAGGAACGCCGCCGAGGAGCUGAAGCCUCGGAACAAGAAAUGAUUCGUCGUGCCAAGUCGCACCUCUCGUGGGGAAUAGCGGAAGACCUGCUGCUUUAGUGUGCGUGUAUGCGUUCGAGACAUACUCCUUCCUUUCAACAGACGUCUGGACCAAUGCCGUGGCUCUCUGAGGCUGUGUACGGACCAAUCAGAGGGGCCAGCUCAUCUCGAUGUUGCAUGAUAGUUGGCCUUUGAGGUCUUCAUAGAAGGGGAGGGCUGUAUUUGUUGUUCGUCUUGAAUUAUUUUUUUUUUUAUUACCUGAUAAUUUCAGUAUGUCCAGAGGUUUUUUUUUUUUUUCUUUUUCUUUUACCCAAAACUUUCAAAACUUUUUUUUUUUUUCACCUUGUAAUUUGCUGUUGCUUAUUGUUCGAUUAAAGAUACUGGGACGUAAAAUAAAUAAGUGCAUACUCUUAGA
Molecule: messenger RNA, 1649 nt
Organism: Fundulus heteroclitus (mummichog)
Lineage: Eukaryota; Metazoa; Chordata; Actinopteri; Cyprinodontiformes; Fundulidae
Gene: rae1
Product: ribonucleic acid export 1
Exons: 13
Coding region: 132-1238 (368 amino acids)
Biological process (GO): RNA export from nucleus; transcription-dependent tethering of RNA polymerase II gene DNA at nuclear periphery
Cellular component (GO): nuclear pore
Molecular function (GO): ubiquitin binding; RNA binding
Source: RefSeq, a predicted model, not a curated record